Molecule: messenger RNA, 1962 nt
Organism: Spirodela intermedia
Lineage: Eukaryota; Viridiplantae; Streptophyta; Magnoliopsida; Alismatales; Araceae
Source: the annotation of a GenBank genome assembly
AUGGCGAUCUCGUCGCGCUCUGCAAGGUCACCGGAGGGAGACUCCCCCCUUCUCCAGUCCCUUCUCGGUCUGUCGAGGGAGAUUUCUCUCUGCGAGCCUCCCCUGCGACAGAGGCGGAGAGCUCGCUCCGCCGCCCGCAAGGCGAGGAUCCUGUCCCUUCUCUUCGAGGAGCUGCUGUGCGCUGUCCACCCCGCAGGCGACCUUCCCCGGUCCGCCGUUCUCUGGCUCCGGGAGAUCUUCGUCGUUCUCCGACGGUUUAAGAGGCUCCUGGAUUCUUGCUCCGAUCGGAUGAGCAGGGUAAGCCUGGUUCUCGGCCUGGAGAGCGUCGCCGGGGACUUCCACGAGCUCACUCGAAGCCUCUCCAGGCUGCUGUGCGUCUUCCCCGUUUCCGAUCUCGGCCUCGGCGAGGACUCUGUAGAGUUGGUGGAGCUGCUGCAGAAACAGUGCCGGAGGUCUUCGGCGGCCGUGGAUCCCGAAGACGAGGAACUUCGCUCCGAGAUUCUGGAAAUGGUAGGCGAUCUCGAGCAGAAGAUCAUCCCCGACCAUUCGAAGCUCGAGAACAUGUUCGAGAGGUUAGGGGUGAACGAUUUCAUGAAACUGUGCAAGGAGAUCGAGCGACUGGAGGUCGAGAUACCCGACCGCGUCGAUCCAAAUCGGACGGCCAGAAUGACCGCUCUGCUCGGCCUCCUGCGCUACGGCAAGUGCGUCCUGUUCGGCGCGUCCCCCGCUCCCGGAUCUCACCUCCAUGCGGACCACGGCGGCUUCGAGACGUCCGACGCCGCCGUCCCGGCAGACUUCCGGUGCCCCAUCUCGCUGGACCUGAUGAGGGACCCGGUCGUCGUCUCCAGCGGGCAGACAUACGAUCGAGAAUCCAUCAGCGGCUGGAUCGCCUCCGGUCACGCCACCUGCCCAAAGUCAGGCCAGGUUCUGUCGAAUUCUCGUCUGAUUCCCAACAGAGCUCUGAGGAACAUCAUACACCAGUGGUGCGGCCAGCAUGGCGUCCCCUUCGAUGCUCCAGAGUACCCUGAGGUCUCAGUCGAUCCCGACAGACUACGCACGAGUAAGGCCGUUGUGGAGGCGGUGAAGAUGACGACCCUAUUCUUCCUCCGGAAGCUCGAGGCUUCCCCGUCCGCGGAGUCGGCGAAUAAGAUCGUCCACGAACUUCGUCAAAUGGCUAAAAGCUCUUCCGACAACAGAGCCUUCAUCGCCGAAGCUGGAGCGGUGCCCCUUCUGGCUUCCCUGCUAGAAUCCAACGACGCCCACCUCCAAGUCAACGCCAUCACCGCGCUGCUCAACCUUUCCAUCCUGCCGGUCAAUAAGAGGCGCAUAAUGCUGGCCGCCGGUGGCCUCGAUGGCCUCGUCUACGUGUUGAGGUCCGGCAGAACGUGGCAAGCGAAGGAGAACGCGGCGGCGACGCUGCUGAGCCUCUCGACCCACCACGCCUCGUACAGGAGGAAGGUAGCCAUGACGGCGGGGGUCGCCGAGGGGCUCGCGGAGCUCGUGAGAUCGGGCCCUGCAAGCUCCCAGAGAGAUGGGCUAGUGGCCAUGCUGAAUUUGGCCGGAGACAAGGACAACAUAGGUCGCCUGGUCGAGGGCGGCGUGGUGGAGGCGGCGCUGGAGGCCACCGCCGUCCCCGAGGUGGCGGAGAUAGCGCUGACCGUCGUCGCCGCCGUCGCGAAGAGGGGAGGCGCCGCGGCGGUGGCGGAAACCAAGGGCUCGAUCGCCCGGCUCGCCGGAGCCAUGAGGUGGGGGACUGAUCGAGCGAAGGAGACGGCGGCGGCAGCGCUGGUCUCGGUCUGCCCCCAAGGCGGCGAAGCAGCGGUGGCGGAGCUGACGGCGAUAUCCGGCAUAGAGUGCGCGAUCUGGAACCUGAUGCGGUCCGGCUCGGAGCGCGGCAGCCGCACGGCGGCUUCCCUCGGCCGCAUGUGCCGCCGGUGGGCCGUCGUCGCCCCAGAGGAGUGA